Molecule: messenger RNA, 2916 nt
Organism: Carassius gibelio (silver crucian carp)
Lineage: Eukaryota; Metazoa; Chordata; Actinopteri; Cypriniformes; Cyprinidae
Product: glycine receptor subunit beta
Exons: 11
Coding region: 872-2377 (501 amino acids)
Biological process (GO): chemical synaptic transmission; regulation of membrane potential; signal transduction
Cellular component (GO): synapse; postsynaptic membrane; neuron projection
Molecular function (GO): transmembrane signaling receptor activity; extracellularly glycine-gated chloride channel activity; neurotransmitter receptor activity
Source: RefSeq, a predicted model, not a curated record
CAGUAAGGGGCGCUCCCUCGCCUAAGUCAACACAAGUAGUAGUUUACAUUUUGUUAAUGGUGCGCAAUGGGCGACAGUUUGCCUGUCCCCACCAACGCCUGCUUUACAACACUGAGCUUAUAUCUUCAGAGUUAAAUGGAAUUUUGUAUAGUUUCCAAAGUUAAAUGGAAACUUUUGCUUGAUUUUAUUUAUCAUUAUGAUUUUUUUUUUUAAGUUCACCUGUGAGUUUUGGUGGGAAUCAGAGGAAAGCAAAUUACAUGGCCCCGGGGCACCUCAAGCUUCAUGAAUGGAUUCUUUCUGCGAUCUGAGAGAGAUCCCUUCCCAGGGGACCCGGUUACACAGAGAUUUUUUUUCUCUUAAAUACACAUACAGAUGUGCAUUUCAUAGACAUGAAAGCCAAAGUUAAAGAAACACAAUUUCAAGCACUAGACAGACAAAACAGAGAACGUUGCGUUUGAUCAUUUUCAGCAAUACACUUGUGCUGAAACGGCAGAGCAAGUGUGAUGGCCUUGCAUUAUAUUCCAGUGCUGCUGUGGAAGCUGUGUGAUUAAUUCUGUUCUUGUACAGAGUUCUACUGCGCAUGUUGCAUGACAGGUGCACACACAAGGCUCCAUCUUGGCAACCCUUUACCAAUUCAAAAGGACAGCGGGAAUAAAAAUUAUUUUCAGAUUGUUAAAAUUGAAAAAGAUAAGAAAAACAGACGUGAAUCGCCGUCGUGAUGAACACUAUUCCAGCGAUUCGCGCUGACUGAAGGAACAACGAGCAGAAUGCGAUAUAAAGGGCGACUGGUCAUGAAGGCUUUUUAACGACCGAUUGCACUGUCAGCGCUACUGGAUCUGGUUUGCGGAACAACAACCGUUAUUAUACUGAAAUGAAGAUGAACUGCUGUAAUAUGAAGGCUGUAAAGGUGAUUUUCUUGUUGCUUAUCAUCUGUCUUUGGAUGGAAGGAGGAUUCACCAAAGAAAAAUCUGCUAAGAAGGGAAAGAAGAAGGGGAAACAGGUUUACUGUCCUUCGCAGCUGUCGUCAGAGGAUCUGGCACGGGUUCCGGCAAACUCCACCAGCAACAUCCUUAACAGGCUUUUGAUCAGCUAUGACCCAAGAAUCCGACCCAACUUUAAAGGUAUUCCCGUUGAAGAUCGUGUGAACAUCUUCAUCAACAGCUUUGGGUCCAUCCAAGAAACCACUAUGGACUAUCGUGUCAACAUCUUUUUGAGACAGCGCUGGAACGACCCCAGACUCCGGCUUCCUCAGGACUUCAAGUCGGACUCGCUCACCGUUGACCCGAAGAUGUUCAAAUGCCUGUGGAAACCCGAUCUUUUCUUUGCCAAUGAAAAGAGCGCCAACUUUCACGACGUUACUCAGGAGAACAUCCUGCUCUUUAUCUUCAGAAAUGGAGAUGUCCUCAUCAGCAUGAGGUUGUCUGUUACCCUCUCUUGUCCACUGGACUUGACUCUUUUCCCCAUGGACACCCAGCGAUGCAAAAUGCAGCUUGAGAGCUUCGGCUACACCACAGAUGACCUGCAGUUCAUGUGGCAGUCUGGUGACCCUGUACAGAUGGAAGAGAUUGCUCUGCCUCAGUUCGAUAUUAAACAAGAGGACAUUGAAUAUGGCAACUGCACUAAGUACUAUGCAGGGACAGGCUACUACACAUGUGUGGAGGUGAUUUUUACUCUGAGGAGGCAGGUGGGCUUCUACAUGAUGGGUGUAUAUGCUCCCACCCUGCUCAUCGUCGUCCUCUCCUGGCUCUCCUUUUGGAUCAACCCUGACGCCAGCGCUGCCCGUGUGCCUCUGGGGAUACUGUCAGUGCUCUCGCUCUCUUCUGAGUGCACAUCCCUGGCCUCCGAACUGCCCAAAGUCUCCUAUGUAAAAGCGAUUGACAUCUGGCUGAUUGCCUGCCUGCUCUUUGGCUUUGCCUCUCUAGUCGAAUACGCUGUGGUUCAGGUGAUGCUUAAUAGCCCUAAACGGCUGGAGGCGGAGAGAGCAAAGAUUGCUAGCAAAGAGAAGGCGGAGGGAAAGUCUCCUGCUAAGAACAACAUCAAUGGCAUGGGAAGCACCCCUUUACACGUCAGUACACUACAGGUGACAGAGACAAGGUGCAAAAAGGUAUGCACCUCCAAGUCGGAUUUGCGCUCCAAUGACUUCAGUAUCGUAGGCUCUCUGCCACGGGACUUUGAACUCUCAAACUUUGACUGCUAUGGCAAACCCAUUGAAGCUGGUAAUGCUUGCAGUAAAUCGCAAGCCAAGAACAACAAGAAACCACCACCUCCUAAACCUGUCAUCCCCUCGGCAGCCAAGCGUGUAGAUCUUUAUGCUCGUGCGAUCUUCCCAUUCUCCUUCCUUUUCUUUAAUGUAAUUUACUGGUCUGUGUAUUUGUGAUUGCGUAAAGUUGAAACUGCUUCCAUUCAGCUAACUUUUCCCUCCUUUGUAUUGUUUCGGUCUAUAUAAUUUGUUUCUCAGACAUCAAACGGAGCAGUUUUGAUGUGCAGACAGAGCGAAACUCUGGAUAAAAAAAAACAAAAAAACAAAAAAACAAAAAAAACAAAAAACGAUGUUGCUUAUAAAAAAAGCAAAAUUUUUGAGUAGAAAGAACAGAGACAAUUCUUAAAACUUUUGAUUUUCAGCCACUAUAUUUAAUUUAUGCACAAACCUGAGAGAAAUUAUUAUGAACGUGCAUGUGGAAAUGGAAUAUAUAAAUAUUAAUAUAUUGUAUUUAAAAUAUAUAAUAUUAUUUUUGACCUACAGAUCAGCUGUUGAGGUGAUGUUGAGACAUUUGUACUGAUAACCACUGCCAUAAGAACUGUCUUUUGAUGAUGUUCCUAUUACAAGCAAUUACAAGCAAGUGUAUAUAGAGGAACAAAACCAAACAUCUCCGCUGCUUGUCAAUAAACAGCCCAAUAGCUCAGCUGACCUCAUGA